Messenger RNA from Cuculus canorus (common cuckoo), 2526 nucleotides. RefSeq names its product KH-type splicing regulatory protein (gene KHSRP). Gene Ontology annotation, biological process: regulation of DNA-templated transcription. Lineage: Eukaryota; Metazoa; Chordata; Aves; Cuculiformes; Cuculidae. The coding region runs from base 25 to 2526 and encodes 833 amino acids. The transcript is spliced from 21 exons. Gene Ontology annotation, cellular component: nucleus; cytoplasm. Gene Ontology annotation, molecular function: mRNA binding. The record is from RefSeq and is a predicted model, not a curated record.
CUGGUCCUGCGCGCCGCCGCCGCCAUGUCCGAGUUCAGCCCCGCCGGGCCGCCUCCCGCCGCCGGGCCGCCCGGAGGGGCCCCCCCCGCCGCCGCCGCCGCCAGCGCCGCCGGGCCCGGGGCGGGGGGAGCGGGGGGAGGAGCAGCAGCAGCAGCAGCAGGAGGAGGUGGAGGCGGCGCCGGUGGUGGCGGCGGGGGGGGAGGGGGCGCCGCGGGGCCGCCGCCUGCGGGAGGAGGAGGAGGAGGCGGAGGAGGCGGAGGAGGCGGCGGGGGGGCGGCGGGCGGCGCCAUCCGCAAAGACGCCUUCGCCGACGCUGUGCAGCGGGCCCGGCAGAUAGCGGCAAAGAUUGGGGGGGACGCGGGCACGACGGUGAACAACGCCCCCCCCGACUUCGGCUUUGGGGGGCAGAAACGGCAGCUGGAGGACGGCGAUCAGCCCGAGAGCAAGAAGCUGGCGACGCAGGGGGACUCGCUCCCGAGCCAGCUGGGACCCAUCCACCCCCCACCCCGGUCGACGGUGACAGAGGAGUACCGGGUCCCCGACGGCAUGGUGGGACUGAUCAUCGGGCGUGGGGGGGAGCAGAUCAACAAGAUCCAGCAGGACUCGGGGUGCAAAGUGCAGAUUUCGCCAGACAGCGGCGGGCUGCCCGAGCGCAGCGUCUCCCUCACGGGGUCACCUGAGGCCGUGCAGAAGGCUAAGGUGCUGCUGGACGACAUCGUGUCGCGGGGCCGGGGGGGGCCGCCGGGGCAGUUCCACGACAACGCCAACGGACAGAACGGGACAGUGCAGGAGAUCAUGAUCCCGGCCGGCAAAGCGGGGCUUGUCAUCGGCAAGGGCGGCGAGACCAUCAAACAGCUCCAGGAGCGCGCAGGGGUAAAGAUGAUCCUGAUCCAGGAUGGAUCCCAAAACACCAAUGUGGACAAACCCCUGCGGAUCAUUGGGGAUCCCUACAAGGUCCAGCAAGCGUGCGAGAUGGUGCUGGACAUCCUGCGGGAGCGCGACCAGGGCGGCUUCGGCGACCGCAACGAGUACGGUUCCCGCCUCGGCGGCGGCAUUGAUGUGCCGGUGCCGCGGCAUUCGGUCGGCGUCGUUAUCGGCCGCAGCGGAGAGAUGAUUAAGAAGAUCCAGAACGACGCCGGCGUGCGAAUACAGUUUAAACAAGAUGACGGGACGGGGCCGGAGAAAAUCGCCCACAUCAUGGGCCCCCCUGAGCGCUGCGAACACGCCGCCCGCAUCAUCAACGACCUCCUGCAGAGCCUGCGGAGCGGCCCCCCCGGCCCCCCGGGACCGGGGAUGCCUCCUGGGGGGCGGGGGCGCGGGAGGGGUGCGGGCACUUGGGGACCCCCCGGGGGUGAAAUGACCUUCUCCAUCCCCACCCAUAAAUGCGGGUUGGUCAUCGGCAGAGGCGGAGAGAACGUCAAAGCCAUCAACCAGCAGACGGGCGCCUUCGUCGAGAUCUCCCGCCAACUGCCCCCCAACGGGGACCCCAACUUCAAGCUCUUCGUCAUCCGCGGCUCCCCCCAACAGAUCGACCACGCCAAGCAGCUCAUCGAGGAGAAAAUCGAGGGCCCCCUCUGCCCGGUGGGGCCGGGGCCGGGGCCGGGGGGCCCCCCAGGACCCGCGGGCCCGAUGGGGCCCUUCAACCCAGGACCCUUCAACCAGGGCCCCCCCGGCGCCCCCCCGCACCCCGGCGCCCCCCCCCCGCACCAGUACCCCCCUCAGGGUUGGGGUAACACUUACCCGCAGUGGCAGCCGCCGGCGCCGCACGACCCCAGCAAAGCGGCGGCGGCGGCGGCGGACCCCAACGCCGCCUGGGCCGCCUAUUACUCGCACUACUACCAGCAGCCGCCGGGGCCGGUGCCGGGGCAGCCCCCCGCCCCCGCUGCACCCCCAGUUCAGGGGGAGCCCCCCCAGCAGCCCCCCCCCACCGGCCAGCCCGACUACACCAAGGCCUGGGAGGAGUACUAUAAGAAAAUAGGCCAGCAGCCGCAGCAGCCGGGGGCGCCCCCCCAGCAGGAUUACACCAAGGCGUGGGAGGAAUACUACAAGAAACAAGCAGCCCAAGUGGCAACGGGGGGCGGCCCUGGAGCCCCCCCGGGCCCCCAACCCGACUACAGCGCGGCGUGGGCCGAGUACUACCGGCAACAGGCAGCGUAUUAUGGGCAAGCGCCGGGGGCUGCCGGGCCCGCGCCCCCCCCCCACGCAGCAGGGACAGCAGGCUCAGUGAAUCCGAAUGUGAACCCCCCCGUCCGACACCCCCUUUUGUUUUUGGCGAGCGGCCGGGACGAGCGGCCCCCCCUGAACCCCCAUUUGCCCCCUAACCCCCACAACCCCCCUAAAUUGGAGGGGGAGCACCCCAAAUAUCCCCCCCCCCCAAUCUCCGGCCGCUCGAGCCCCUUCCAUCGCCCCCCCCCCUCCUCGGAAUCGGCGCCGGAGCCCCCGGCCCCAGCGUGGUUCCGCCUGGUUGGUUUUGGGUUGAAAAAGCGUCUUUUUAGUGUGAAAAGGAGGCGCCUUUGGGACCGCUAG